GGCGGCGCGGGGCGCUGAUGCCGCGCGGGGCGGGGGGGGGCGCGCGGCCAUGGGGCGCGGGAUGGGGCCGCCGCCGCCGCCGCUGCCGCUGCUGCUGCUGCCGCUGCUGAUCGCCGGGGCAGGUCUGGGCAGCGUGGCCAGAGCAGGCAGCCCCUGCGAAAAAGCCUGCAACCCCCGGAUGGGCAACCUGGCACACGGGCGGGCGCUGCAGACAGAGACGACCUGCGGGCACCGCACCACCGAGCCCUUCUGUGCCUACACCGAGGACGCCCAGCGCCGCUGUAAGCGCCCCACAUGUGGCCGGUGCAGCAGAGCCCAUGCGGGGCUGGCUCACCCCGCUGCUGCCAUGGCAGACUCCCCAUUCCGCCUGCCCCGCACCUGGUGGCAGGCAGCCCAGGAUGCCCUUCGUGAGACCAUCCGGCUGGACCUAGAAGCCACCUUCUACUUCACUCAUUUGAUUUUGGUCUUCAAGUCGCCCAGGCCAGCUGCCAUGGUGCUGGAGCGCUCCCAGGACUUUGGUGAGACGUGGAAGCCUUACAAAUACUUUGCUGCUAACUGCUCGGCCACCUUUGGGCUGGAGGAUGAUGUGGAGCAGAGAGGAGCCAUUUGCACUUCCAGAUAUUCGAGUCCCUUCCCCUGCACUGGAGGAGAGGUGAUAUACCGAGCCCUGUCACCGCCUUACACUGCUGAGGACCCAUACAGCGCAGAAGCGCAGGCACAGCUGAAGAUCACCAACUUGCGAGUGCGACUGCUGGAGCGGCAAGGCUGUCCCUGCCUCCCGGCGGACCCAGACCCCCGACCCUUGCCACCCCUGCACUACGCCAUCUACGACUUCAUUGUGAAGGGCAGCUGCUUCUGUAACGGCCACGCUGACCACUGCGUCCCCGUCACCGGAUUCAAGCCUGUCAAAACAGCUGGCGUUUUCCACGUGGUCCAUGGGAAAUGCAUGUGCAAGCACAACACAGCAGGGUCCCACUGCCAGCACUGCGCCCCGCUCUACAAUGACCAGCCUUGGCAGGCUGCCGACGGCAAAACCGGAGCCCCCAAAGAAUGUCAGUCCUGCAAGUGUAAUGGGCAUGCCGACACUUGUCAUUUUGACAUGGAUGCAUGGCUGGCAUCAGGCAAUCGAAGCGGCGGCGUCUGUGACAACUGUCAGCACAACACAGAAGGGCAGCACUGCCAGCGCUGCAAGCCAGGCUUCUACCGGGACCUCAGGAAGCCCUUCUCUGCCCCAGAUGCCUGCAAACCCUGUUCCUGCCACCCCCUGGGAUCAGCCACGCUCCCCCUUGGCCCCCGCACCUUCUGUGACCCCAGUACCGGUGACUGUCCCUGCAAGCCUGGCGUGGCAGGGCCCCACUGCGACCGCUGCCUCCCCGGGUACUGGGGCUUCGGUGCCUAUGGCUGCCGCCCCUGCGACUGUGCCCGCAGCUGCGACCCCCGCACUGGGGACUGCCACAGCAGCAGCUCAGACGUGACCUGGCACCACGAAGCGCCUCCAUUCCAGGCAGUGCUCAACGAGAGUGAGCCCACCUGGGGCUGGGAGGAUGAGCAGGGCUUCUCAGCACUCCGGCACUCUGGUAAAUGCGAAUGUAAAGAGCAAGUUUUAGGGAAUCCCAAGGUCUUCUGCGGGAUGAAGUACACCUACGUGAUCAAGACGAAGAUCUUGUCAGCUCAUGACAAAGGCUCCCAUGCAGAAGUUAUUGCAAAGAUCAAGAAAGUCUUGAAAUCUACAAAGCUGAAGAUUCUCCGGGGCAAGAGGACACUCUACCCUGAAUCCUGGACUAACAGAGGCUGCACUUGUCCCAUCCUCAAUCCUGGCUUGGAGUACCUUGUGGCAGGACAUGAGGACAUCCGAACGGGCAGACUUAUUGUCAACAUGAAAAGUUUUGUCCAUCAGUGGAAGUCGGCUCUCGGAAGAAAGGUCCUAGAGAUGUUGAAAAGAGACUGCAUCUAGAGGUGUGUAACUGCUUAGGGCAUUUUUUUAUGCACAAGAUGUAGCAGCCUUCACAGAGAGAAGACCUCUAGGAUGGAAACUGGAAUGUAAGAAAAUAGUGCCAAAAUGUGUAGCAAGUCAUUCAGAGUUGUAGGCACUGUCUAAUUUAAUCCUUCCUGGCCAAUGUUCAUUCAUUUGCCUGUAGCUUCCUUGCCAGGGUCUUACCUGAGCCCAGCUCAUCAUUGUGUUGAGAGAAACAAAAGGAAGGGUGGUCGCUUGUCUCACUCCAUUGAGAUGUUGGAGCAACUCUUAUGAAGCCACUGAUCAUCCCAGACUUUCCCCAGAGGGAAAGUGUGCCCAUGAGCUACAUCUGAGAAGCAAAACAAGGCUGCCAUUACCACCGGUGCAGAUCGUGAGUGACUUCCAGAGGCUUUCGGAGAAUGCUGUGGGGAAGGUCACAGCCGCAGCAGCGGGCAGGCACUGGCAGCAGUGUGGUAGUGACGACUGUUCUUUAGAAACACCCCCUCAGGUUAGGACACACCUGUCAAAACGAGCACUGUGUGCUUUUAAUAGAGACCCCACUGAAGGUUUUGAAGGCUGCAUUCUCUGCCAGUGCUGGUGAGGAUGGAGCUGCCAGAGUCAAUUGAAUCUCUUCUGCCUUGGCACAAGCACGGCACAAGGCAAAGAUUGGCUCUCCACCCACUGUACAGCCACAGAGAAGAGACAGUUCCAGAGGGUGCAGCAUCUCUGAGCUUUUGUCCUUGAAGUGUUAAAAAACAAACCUAUCCCUAGUGUAAAUAUUUUCAUUGUAUAAAGCACUUUACUACCUGCCACUUCAUGGUGCAGGAAGUCUAAUUGUGUUGGGGAAAGAAGAGGUUGAAGGUGGCAGGUGAAAAAAACUCUCUGAAACAGAAGCACUCCUGAAGACUCCCCCAGUUGGACAGCAUUAACGGUAUAAAGGGAACGGCCAGCCUGGCACUGGCCACUCAGAGUAUCUGAGGAUGCAAUCUGAGAGAUAAAGUAUUUGCACUGAGGUCCCAGCUUCAGACCAGCACAUGGACCCCAUGGGCAGGACUCCAGCGAGACUUCACAAGCAGCAUGAGAAGAAGAAGAGACUUUGAGACAAAAAAUGCAAUUGCCAGAGGAGAAAAACUCUGCCUGCAGGAAGAGGAGUGGAUGCAGAGAACGGAAAGGACUCACAUUUGUGUAUCACAACCCAGUGAUUCAUGGUGGGCCUGGAGUUUAUUUUCUGUUAGUAUUUAAAACUGAACAUUUUAUUUGUUUUCUUCCGCGUUAUUGUUUGCAAUAUAUACAACCAUUAUACUUCCUCAUUAACACCAGUAUGGAAUAUAGCACAGUUUACUGCAGUUUUCAGCACUAAAAUAGAUAUUUUCUGUAAGGUAUCUUUAAACCACAUUGCAUAGAGUGUAUUUUGUUCAUGAGCGUGAGGGGAAGGAAAAGGAAGGCAUACAACACCUGCAAAAUCACGAGUCUACCAAUCUGCAUUACGUAUGUAUUUUUCUUUCAAGGUCCUGUGGGCUCACAAAAAAAAUUUAUACUAUUUUGGUAAUUUGUUUUUAUAUCUCAUGUAUGUAAUAAAUAUAAUAUGAUUUCAA
Messenger RNA from Cuculus canorus (common cuckoo), 3549 nucleotides. It is a transcript of the gene NTN4, whose product is annotated as netrin 4. Gene Ontology annotation, molecular function: protein binding. Gene Ontology annotation, cellular component: laminin trimer. The transcript has 10 exons. NCBI's taxonomy places the organism in Eukaryota, Metazoa, Chordata, Aves, Cuculiformes, Cuculidae. The record is from RefSeq and is a predicted model, not a curated record. Gene Ontology annotation, biological process: basement membrane assembly; cell migration; substrate adhesion-dependent cell spreading. The coding region runs from base 50 to 1954 and encodes 634 amino acids.